AUGAGUACUAAAAAUUUAGAAUAAAUAAGAUUAAAUGCUGUCUAAUUAAUAGAUGAAGGUAGAUAUUGAUAAAUAUUCUAUAGGGAAAUAUCAAUUUAUGAAUGGUGAUUAAUUUUCCAUAAAGAAAAACGGAUUUGAAUUAAUGAAAUAAGGAUGUUAGGAACUAUGCAAAUAUGCAAAAACAGAAAUUAAUUAGGAAUACAUAAAUUUAGCAAAAGAAAAGCUAUCAUUGUAUUGCGAUGAACUUAAUUAAAUGAAAUAAUACUUAGCUCCUUUUGAGGAAAAACAAAAUGAGGAAUAGAAUAAAAUAUAAAAUGAAUAGAAUAAAAAAGAAGAUUAAAAUUAAAAAAAAUAAAUUUUAAAAGAUAAUAAUAGUAUUUAUAAAAUAAAUUUAAGUUGAAAAUAAUACUUUGAAAACUAAUUUAAGUAAUGCUAUAAUAAAUGAAAAACCUAAUGUGAAAUGGGAAGAUAUAGCAGGAUUAGAAAAUGCAAAAUAAGUUUUAAAAGAAGCAAUAAUAAUACCAAUGAAAUUUCCAAAUUUAUUUUAAGGAGCUCGUAAACCAUGGACAGGUAUUCUUUUAUAUGGAGUAAAUAUAUUAUUAAUAUUUAUUUUAGCCACCUGGAACAGGUAAAACAUUUUUAGCUAAAGCAUGUGCAACAGAAUGUAAUGGUACUUUUUUUUCUAUAUCAUCUGCUGAUCUCAUAUCAAAAUAUCUUGGUGAAUCAGAAAAGUCAAUAAAAUAAUUAUUUUAAUUAGCAAGAGAGAAAAAACCAUCAAUAAUAUUUAUUGAUGAAAUAGACUCUUUAGCUAGUGCUAGAGAAAAUUCUGGGACUUAAGAUAAUAUGAAAGGAGUAAAAAAUUAACUUUUAGUUGAAUUAUCAGGAGUUGGAUCAGAUAAUGAUUAAGUACUUGUUUUAGGUGCUACUAAUAUACCUUGGAAUUUAGAUUCAGCUAUAAGAAGAAGAUUUGAAAAAAGAAUCUAUAUUCCUCUACCAGACUUGCAUGGAAGAUUAAAUUUACUUUAAAAUUAAUUAAAAUAAACACCUAAUAACUUAAACCAAGAUUAAAUUAAAUAACUUGCUUAAUAAUUAGAAGGCUACUCUGGAUCUGAUAUUAAUACUCUUAUUAGAGAUGCAUCCUAUGAAUAAUUAAGAAUAGUUUCAAAAGCUACUCAUUUCAAAUAAGAAUUAUUUCAAAAUCAACUUAAAUAUACUGCUUGUUCAUCAUCAGAUCCCUAAGCUUUAAAAAUGACAUUAAAAGACAUUAAAAGUCAACAAUUACAUUUACCUAAUAUUUAAUAUGUAAGACUAUAAAUCUUAAUUUUAGAAUGAUUUCAUGGCUGUACUUCCUAAAUGUAAACCUAGUGUUGCAUAAAAAGAUUUAAUACAACAUGAACAAUGGACUGCAUAAUUUGGAUAAUAAGGAUGA
Molecule: messenger RNA, 1429 nt
Organism: Paramecium sonneborni
Lineage: Eukaryota; Ciliophora; Oligohymenophorea; Peniculida; Parameciidae
Source: the annotation of a GenBank genome assembly